GCCGGUGUCGGUGGCUCUUGUCGUCACCUUCUCUCCCAACUUCGCUUACAGCGAUCCGAGUACACAAUGGCCGAAGACCACGACUGGACCGAAGACGAGCUUUGUCACCUGCGUGCUCGAGACCUGGAUCGGGCCAACCGUGUUCAGCUGUGGUAUGUCCCUGGCGGCCCCGACAUGGUGGUGAAGUCACUCGACCUUAAUUCGACCGAGCUCGCUAUCCUGAAGGUCCUUCUCGGGCACCGCUCCCCAAACAACCGUACCAUCCCGACGGAAUUGCUCCCCUGCGAACAGACAUGUCUGGCGCUGAUGCCAGCACUCAACCGCACAACCGGCUACGGCAUUUGGUUCUUCUUUGAGAGGAUCAUCCAGUUUACUCAUGAUCUCAUAGAGGGGAUUGAAUUCAUGCAUUCUUUGGGCAUCGCGCAUUGCGAUGUCCACCCGAAUAAUAUUGUGCAGGCUGUUCCCGCCGAGCAAUAUACGCCGUCAGUAGAAGCUGGGCGAAUCUACCUGAUCGAUUUCGGUAUAUCUCGUGUCAUGUCUGCGGCGCCUGCAUCGCUCAGGGACGAGGCCAUCGAGAUCCAAGGCCACUUCACGCCUCCGGAGGGACGCGACGCGGCAGAGCCGUAUUCUUACGAUGUCUACUGUGUAGGAUCCGCCAUUAAAGCUGUCUGUCGAGACACUGCGAACAAUCUCUCAAGGGCCAAUCGUGUACCGCCGUCGAUGCGGGUCUUUGCAGAGGCCUUGACGGUGGUCGAACCAUCUCGCAGGCCAUCGAUACGCCAUGCCAGGAUGAUGUUUUCCCUCCUCCGACGCUGGCUAAUGCUAACUCGUUGGGUCCAUUGGCUUCUCCCAAUUCCGCAUGCGGACCGAGUCGAUUUUUAUGGCUGGGAAUUCAUGUGUCGCAUCGUGCUCUCUGCUGCCAGAAGACCACGCCAGCAGCCCGAGUUCCCUACUCCGGUACAGGACGAGGCCGACUAGACCCCCGCUUAUAUGUGCACUUCUAGUAUAAUCUUAAUAUUGAAUGCGACACCUUCUCUACA
This is a messenger RNA of Phanerochaete carnosa HHB-10118-sp, 1040 nucleotides long. RefSeq lists its product as uncharacterized. The record is from RefSeq and is a predicted model, not a curated record. Lineage: Eukaryota; Fungi; Basidiomycota; Agaricomycetes; Polyporales; Phanerochaetaceae. Bases 67 to 978 code for a protein of 303 amino acids. Gene Ontology annotation, biological process: protein phosphorylation. The transcript has 6 exons. Gene Ontology annotation, molecular function: protein kinase activity; ATP binding.